This is a messenger RNA of Manduca sexta (tobacco hornworm), 3582 nucleotides long. RefSeq names its product DNA polymerase subunit gamma-1, mitochondrial (gene tam). Gene Ontology annotation, molecular function: DNA binding; DNA-directed DNA polymerase activity; 3'-5' exonuclease activity. NCBI's taxonomy places the organism in Eukaryota, Metazoa, Arthropoda, Insecta, Lepidoptera, Sphingidae. Gene Ontology annotation, biological process: mitochondrial DNA replication. The record is from RefSeq and is a predicted model, not a curated record. The coding region runs from base 90 to 3581 and encodes 1163 amino acids. The transcript has 18 exons. Gene Ontology annotation, cellular component: gamma DNA polymerase complex; mitochondrion.
AACCAAAAAAAAAAAUGUGAUCGCGCUUUUGACAGCACUCAAAAGUUUAGUUUGUAAAUAAAAUACCCGGGAAUUACGUUUUGUAAACAAUGAAAAUUGGAAUAAGUAAUUACCGCAAUAAUUUAAUGAGAAACCGGAAAAAUAAUCAAAGAUUUUAUUGUGAUGUACUCCCUACUAGUGAAGUCAGAAUAUUAAAGAAAAAUAAAGAAAAUGGUGAUAACCUCAAAGUUGAAAAACAUGAUCAAGAAAUUAAAGUUGAAACCAAGAAAUCAGAUGAAUUUAGAGUUAACGAGUUUAAUAUUCAAAUGAUUUCUAAGAAUAUAUAUGACCAGCUUUUUGUAAAACCCAGUACUGCUUUAGAUCCAUCGCUUGUGAAAAGGUGUCAAGAAAAUUUGAUAAAGCACGGGAUUGAUUACACAAAAUGCAGUUACAUGCCUGAUGUGAAAUUACAACUGCCUAAAUUGGAAGGCAGUGAUUUGGUCGAACAUUUCUACAACAUAGGAGAACGACAAUGUGCGCCGUACAGAGAGUUAUUGAAGCAGCUGGCUUCUUCAGAAUUACCUCCCUUACCAAAGAAAUGGACCAAGAAAUCUGGCUGGCACAAAUAUGAAGGCAACAAACCAGUGAAAGUACCAUGUCCGACUGAUGAUGCACUAAUUUUUGAUGUGGAGGUGCUGAUGUCGGCUGGAAAGAGGCCCACCCUGGCUUGUGCCGUUUCACCCGAGGCUUGGUAUAGUUGGGUGAGCGAACCAGUGGCGAAAGGGGAACAACACCAAUAUUAUGAAGAUUUAAAUUACGACUACCUCAUACCAUUGGAGACUGACGGAAUGACACCGUGCGGAGAUUUAGACAGAUGUAGAAUCGUUAUAGGUCAUAAUGUGUCAUACGACAGAGCGAAGAUCAAGGAGCAGUACUGGUUGAAUAGAACAGGAGUGCGCUUCAUGGACACGAUGUCGAUGCACACGUGCGUGAGCGGCGUGACGAGCUACCAGCGCGCGGUGCUGAAGGCCAAAAGCAAGGAGCCGCAUCCCUCCGACGACGACUGGGUGGGGAUCAGCUCGCUCAACAGCCUCAGUGAGGUACACAACCUAUAUUGCGGGAAGCCAGUAGACAAAGCAACGAGAGAUAUCUUUGUGGAGGGAAAUAUGGAGGAUGUACAUAACAACUUCCAGAAACUAAUGCAUUACUGCGCCGCUGAUGUCAUCGCCACGCACAAUGUACUGCGAGAAUUACUACCAUUGUUUCUGGAACGCUUUCCGCAUCCCGUCACGCUGGCUGGAAUGUUAGAACUUGGGUCAGCAUACUUGCCAAUAAACUCGAACUGGCUUCAAUACAUAGAAUCGGCGGAAACUGUAUUUGAAGAUUUGAAAUUAGAAUCACGACAACUAUUAUCGUUAAAAGCGGAUGAAGCAUGCAGGCUGAUGGAAAACGAAGCUUAUAAAAAAGACAUCUGGAUGUGGGACCAGGACUGGUCGGUGCAAACUUUAAAAUUAAAAAAGCAAAUAGUUAAAAAGAAAAAAGUUGAACAGCAUGUAGAACUGGCUGAUGAUCAUUUAAUAAAAAACAUAGAGGAUAAUAAAGAGAAUGAAAGACUGGCUAGUGAUGUGUUAAACGCGCCGAAGAAAGAAUUCGAUAUUUUAAAUGAAGAAUACAUUACCUUUGUGACUCAACAAGUGGAACAGCCUAAAAUAAAGAUCAUAGAAGACUAUAGCAAAAAGUUUCAAUACUUGUAUGAUCUAGGGAAAUUGCUGCCAGUAAAAAGGCCGUACUUAGCUGGAUAUCCCGCGUGGUAUAGGAAACUUUGUACCAAACCAGGGAAAGAUCCUGACUGGUCACCCGGUGCUAAUAACAUCACCACAAGCAUGCAGAUAACACCGAAACUUCUACGGUUAUCGUGGGAGGGUUACCCGCUGCACUACAUCCAGGCGGAAGGAUGGGGAUUCAUGGUCCCGUUCAGCAGGCGACACCAGGGAGACGAGGAGCCGAGGCUGCCUCUGGAGCAGUUACUAGAGAUGUGCCCAUUGGUCCAGUGCCAGGAUGCUAGUGUCGACGCGGACAUACACAGACUUCCAAAGACAGUAGAUGAGGAUCUGGCUAGGAAGGCUUAUUAUGCACGAAAGAAGGUAGAUGAGAAAGCUGCCGCCAACCAGUACCAUGGGCUGGGAGUGUGGUGCGGAAUACAGUUGCAGGGUUGCUGCCAUUUCCUCAGACUACCGCACAAGGAUGGCCCCAAGUACAAAGUGGGCAAUCCCCUGGCGAGGGACUUCCUGGACAUGUUCAGUCAGAACGUUCUGUCGGCGCAGGGGAACGAGGCUGAGAAGGUGCUGUCGUUCGGUCGCAUGAUGUCGUACUGGCGCAACAACCGCGAGCGCAUCAUGGGCCAGCAGGCGGUGUGGCUGCCGCCCACACUGCGGCCCCACGCCGCGCGGUACGGCGCCAUCGUGCCGCACGUGGUGGUCGCCGGCACACUCACCAGGAGGGCGAGCGAGCCGACAUGGAUGACGGCCAGCAAUGCACACCCCGAGCGAGUGGGCUCCGAGCUACGCGCCAUGGUGCAGGCGCCCCUCGGAUACAGGCUCGUCGGCGCUGACGUCGACUCACAGGAGUUGUGGAUCGCGGCGCUGCUGGGCGACAGUGGGUCGGGGGCGGUGGGCGGGCACCCGUUCGGGUGGGCGGUGGUGGCGGGCGACAAGGCGCGACACACGGACCUGCACUCGCUGACGGCGGCCGCACACAAGCUGCGGCGCGACCACGCCAAGGUCGUCAACUACGCGCGCAUAUACGGUGCUGGGCAAAACUUCGCCGAGAGACUACUGAAACAGUUCAACCCAACCAUGACGAUAUCGGAAGCUAAGAGCAAGGCGGCCAAGAUGUUCGCCACCACUAAGGGCAGACGAGUUUACACGCUCAAGAGGCAGUACAUGGAGGGAUUUAUGGACGAAGAUUUGGAUAACCAGGCGGUGGAAAUGACGUCAUACCAGGCGAUGCGAUUGGCCAAACUCAGCGGGAAGACGUUAGAGGAAAUGUUCGAGAGACCGCGGUGGGUCGGCGGCACGGAGUCUGAUAUGUUCAACAAGUUGGAGGAAAUAGCUGACUGCGAUUCGCCGCGGACGGCGUUCCUGUGCGGCGCGCUGUCGCGGGCGCUGGCGGCGGGGCGCGGGCGCUGGACCAACACGCGCCUCAACUGGGCCGUGCAGAGCGCCGCCGCGGACUUCCUGCACCUCAUGCUCGCCAGCAUGGCGCACCUCGCGCCGCGGGCCAGAUUCUGUCUGAGUUUCCACGAUGAAGUGAGAUAUUUAGUGCCAGAGGAAUACAAAUACGAAACGGCGCUAGCGUUGCAAAUAACUAACCUACUCACGAGAGCUUUUUGCUCUCAAAGGGUUGGCAUAAACGACUUGCCGCUUUCUGUAGCGUUCUUCUCAUCUGUGGAAGUAGACCAAGUACUGCGGAAAGAGUCUACGUUGUCCUGCACCACGCCGUCCAACCCGCACGGACUGGAGAAAGGCUAUGGCAUACCCAACGGAGAGUCGCUCAACAUAUUCGACGUGUUGGAAAAGUGUCAUGCUAAUAAAUCAUUAUAAU